AUGUCUGCAUCAUCGACUACUGCUGCUGAUCACUCAGUAAAGAAGAGAAAAACGUCAUCAAAUUUUGAUGGAUCAUCACUCGCAUCAUCGGAAGUGUUUGAAAAUGAUCAGAAUGAAAAGUUGAUUGAUGAAAUUUCCGAUGCAUUGCAUAGGUUGUCCCUCCAGAAGCAAACUGAGGAAAUGAUCAAGAAAUUGGUCGAGCAAAAGGAUCAAAGUGUUCUUAUUGUUGCUGGUAGUGGUGAUGAGACAAGUGAUAAAUUGGAAACACUCCAGAAAAUGCAACAGGAAGAGAUGGUUGUGCUGAAAGUUGGUGGUAUGUUAUUGUUGUUUGAUGAUGAUGAUUUGAAUAAUUUCAUGAUUUUAAUUUGA
Messenger RNA from Naegleria gruberi, 369 nucleotides. RefSeq lists its product as uncharacterized. Lineage: Eukaryota; Heterolobosea; Eutetramitea; Acrasida; Naegleriidae. The coding region runs from base 1 to 369 and encodes 122 amino acids. The record is from RefSeq and is a predicted model, not a curated record. The transcript has a single exon.